Anguilla rostrata (American eel) is the source of this 1088-nucleotide messenger RNA. RefSeq lists its product as uncharacterized. Gene Ontology annotation, molecular function: MHC class II protein binding; protein tyrosine kinase binding. NCBI's taxonomy places the organism in Eukaryota, Metazoa, Chordata, Actinopteri, Anguilliformes, Anguillidae. Gene Ontology annotation, biological process: interleukin-15-mediated signaling pathway; T cell activation; positive regulation of ERK1 and ERK2 cascade. The record is from RefSeq and is a predicted model, not a curated record. The annotation marks the transcript as partial. The transcript is spliced from 5 exons. Gene Ontology annotation, cellular component: external side of plasma membrane; membrane raft.
CAUGCUCCUCUCUUCCCUCUCUCCCCCUGCUCCCUCACCCCUUCCCUCCUCCUCCCCUGCUCCCUGCACACCAAGUUCGACGCCUCAUCUCUGGCGAAGGUGGGGUUCAGAGGGGGCAGCUGGGCCUUCGCCCCGUUUCCGUGGGACGUCGGGCAGGUCGGCAAGGGGGAGCGCCUCCUCCUCCUCAGGCCCCAGCUGCAUUGGGAGACCCCGCAGGGCCAGAGAGUCAACGGCACCGCCCUGGAGACGGACACAUUUGGCACCAACCUCUCCAUAGCGCGGAAGGUGCCGGAGAACGGGGGGCUCUACACGUGCGCGCUGGACUUCCAGGACGGCCCGACGCUGAGCCGGACUCUGCAGGUGGAGGUUUUGAGAAUUGUGUCAUCUCAGCUUAACCCUGUCCUGGAGGGCCGGGAGCUCAACCUCACCUGCAGCCUGGGCCACUCCUCGCUCAACAACCUGACGGUGAAGUGGAUCGCCCCCCGCUCCUCCUCCGUCCUGUCCCUCCCCAACGCCACCCACCGGCCCCUCCUGUCCAUCCCCCGAGUGACAGAGAAGGACAAGGGCACCUGGCAAUGCCAGCUGCUGCAGGACGGCAAAGUGCUGGCCACUGCGAGACUGAACCUGAAAACGGAGCGGGCCCCGGUGGACGUGUGGCUCCUGGUGUCCAUCGGCGGGGCGGCCGUCGUCCUCAUCCUCCUCCUGGCUCUCACUUUCAUUUGCGUCCGAAGGCACAGACAGCAGAGGAUGUUAAUGAGAAGACGACGCAAGCCCAAAUACUGCCGCUGCAAACACCCUCAAGUGAAAGGAUUCUACAGGAGCUGAGAGGCUGACUGACUGGGAGAUGGAGGUCCGUGUUCCUGUCAACACGAUGUCAUCAUAUACUGUAUAUAAUUGCAUAGUGUAUUGGUAUUUUUUAUAAUGUGCAUUUUGGUCCAGUUAACCGGUUGAAAUUGCCAAGUUGUCAACAUUAAGUAGAGUUGGAGGUGUAUGUAAUAAAUGUGUUAAUAUAUAUUGUAUAUAUAUUGUAUUCUUACUGUUGUUCUUUAAUGUCUGGAACCAAAUAAAUACUGAUUCUUUCAAAACCA